AUGCACCUUUUCCGACACUCGCUAGGCUCAAAGCACCUUGCGAUUAUGCAACUAUCCCACCUUUACCCACCGAACAAGAGAGCUCUUGAGUCAGGGGUCCAGGACAGCAACACAAAGCAGCUUAGAUAUACCGUGUCCCAUGACGCAGUCACAUCGUUCAGCCAGACCGCCAUAAUGCAUCUGCAACUGGAGGGGAGUGUUAUCGGCAUCUUGCGUCACUGA
This is a messenger RNA of Podospora pseudopauciseta, 222 nucleotides long. RefSeq lists its product as uncharacterized. The transcript has 3 exons. The record is from RefSeq and is a predicted model, not a curated record. Bases 1 to 222 code for a protein of 73 amino acids. Lineage: Eukaryota; Fungi; Ascomycota; Sordariomycetes; Sordariales; Podosporaceae.